AGACAACAUUUUAUUUACUUAUUUUUUGCUCUUGUGCUUUGCUUGAGCAGGUUUGAUAAAUGCGUUCUUCAGUCGCCACACUUUGAUUUUAACGUGCAUACUGAGCAGGGGCGAACUGACAACUCAUGGGGCCCCCAGGCAAUAGGGGAUCAUGGGGCCCUGUGUCCUUGCCCAAACUCAAGAAAGCCUAUGAAAAAGGCCCCCGGUGGGUACCAGGGGCAUCUCAUGGGGCCCCCUACUGACCCC
Staurois parvus is the source of this 246-nucleotide messenger RNA. NCBI's taxonomy places the organism in Eukaryota, Metazoa, Chordata, Amphibia, Anura, Ranidae. The record is from the annotation of a GenBank genome assembly.